Necator americanus (New World hookworm) is the source of this 1449-nucleotide messenger RNA. RefSeq lists its product as uncharacterized. Gene Ontology annotation, molecular function: glycerophospholipase activity. Gene Ontology annotation, biological process: phospholipid metabolic process. NCBI's taxonomy places the organism in Eukaryota, Metazoa, Nematoda, Chromadorea, Rhabditida, Ancylostomatidae. Bases 1 to 1449 code for a protein of 482 amino acids. The transcript is spliced from 12 exons. The record is from RefSeq and is a predicted model, not a curated record.
AUGUAUGUGGGCCGCAUCGUAUUCACAUACAGCUACAUUCUAAUAUUUAUUAUUCUCCCAGUAACAAGCAUAGUGGCUCCGUCUCAGGAUGUUAAUUUCAUAGAAGGGAUUGCUGAAGACUUCAGCGCAUGGGACCGGAAACGAGAGCAGUUCCUAAGAUAUGCGAAGGACUAUCCGUACGGUUGGCCUAAGUUUGACUGCAUGAUUCCAUCAAAGUCGCGAAAUCCUGAAGAUGUACAUCAUCUAGCACCAUGGCAUUUCUCGGUAAUAGGUGCUAUAGGAGACUCAUUAACGGCUGGUCGUGCCGCUGGAGCAGAGUACUUCAGCGAUCUCGUUCUGGAUUAUAGAGGACUGUCAUUUGUCACGGGAGGGGAGAAAAAUCUCACCCAUCAGGCUUCUUUGUUCAAUAUAUUUUCCCACUUUUCUCCUCACCUAGCGGGCAAAAGCACCGGCACAGCUCAGGCAAGCAACAUUUCUGUGGCGGGAUUAAAUCUUGCCAAAGCUGGAUCUCUUUCGGAUGAUUUGCUCCGACAAGCGUAUGCAUUAGUGCAAAGGAUCAAGUCUCACCCCAAAGUCAACUUUCAUAAUAGUUGGAAAUUUAUAAAUAUCUUCAUAGGGUCGAACGACUUAUGUAAGGGCUGCAGGAACGAGACAAAGUCUGGCGUGGAAGAGUUCGCACAGAAUAUCCGUAAGACUUUGAUCUACCUCCGAAACAAUCUACCUAGGACCUACAUCAAUCUUCUACCACCAUUUCAUAUUGAAAUCCUUCUUGAGACACAAGAUGACAAUCCGUUUUGUGUCGAUUUGCAGAGAGUCUAUUGUCCUUGUCUGUUCCAACUGAGAAAGCAAGACUUAAAAGCGACUAAACGAUUGUAUGACUCUAUUCUGACUGAGUUCUUGACGAAUGACUAUCAGACUGAAGAUUUUGCUGUCGUGAUCUCAUCAGGGGCAAAUGUGGACCAGCUGGCAACCGUUGGUAAUAUUGUCAAUCUUGCCUUCGUUGGGCUGGACUGCUUCCACUUUUCCCAAAUCGCUCACGAUAUGGUUGCGAAGAUCAUUUGGCACGAUAUUUUUAAACCAAUUGAUGCUCGUUCGGCAGUCGACCUGAAUCAGUUCCAGCCUCAACGGUGGUUUUGUCCCUCUGAGGACUGCCCUUACUUGAGGACUUCUCUCAACUCUCGCGCAUGCAAAAAUGAUGCGUCCUUCUCUCAAGCCGAACGGAAACGAGGCGUGAAAUAUGAGAACACGGUGUACUUGCCACCAAUGUCUGAAUUGGAACGAAGAGCCUUCAUGGAAGAACAUGGCGUUGUUUUCAUUCUCAGUUUUUUAGGCGUAAUCUUUGCGAUUGGGAUUGCUUGCCUAGCGCUUUCGUCUUGCCGAAGAACUGAUCGGUCGGCACAGGAAUCGAGCGAACGAACAUAUCUUCUUAACGAUAAACAUUUCGUUUAA